Zonotrichia leucophrys gambelii is the source of this 4926-nucleotide messenger RNA. It is a transcript of the gene PTPDC1, whose product is annotated as protein tyrosine phosphatase domain containing 1. Gene Ontology annotation, molecular function: protein tyrosine/serine/threonine phosphatase activity; protein tyrosine phosphatase activity. The record is from RefSeq and is a predicted model, not a curated record. Gene Ontology annotation, biological process: protein dephosphorylation; cilium assembly. NCBI's taxonomy places the organism in Eukaryota, Metazoa, Chordata, Aves, Passeriformes, Passerellidae. The transcript has 9 exons. Gene Ontology annotation, cellular component: cytoplasm. Bases 876 to 3317 code for a protein of 813 amino acids.
AGUUAAAGUGAAUUUUCUUGAUUUCCCUAGCCUUCCCCUUUCUGUGCAGUCUGAUGCACAGACAUUGGGAUGACAGAGGUUUUUACAUCACUAUAAUCCCUUCUGUGCACAGUAGCUUUUUCAAGUGCUGCAAUCUUUCUGGCCACCUCAUUCUCCUGCUCAGCACACGGGAAGCAAAGUGGGAGGCAAUUUGCCACCUCAUACCUACCUUCAGAAGCCUGAAGCACUCAGCUGACACACCUUCUCCUCCUUGUGAUCUGCUUUCUGUCAGGCUGCAGAGUUAACAGCUUUGCUUCAUAAAAAAGCUGUGCCCUGGAAAAAAACCCAGCCCUUUGUUUUGGAUAACAAAUUGUGUUUUGUUAGAAGAUGUGAAUGGUCCAGGCAAACAGUCUACAAUUCAUCAUGUACUAAAGCAUUUCAGCAGGAACACACUAAUCCCAGUCAUUACACAGCUAAUGAUGCAUUUUGGAGCAGCGAAGUGGAGGAGGAGAGGUGCCUGUGGAAUGAAGAACCAAGAGGUGGGGGAGUAUAAUGUGCUUCCUUACAGAUCUCUCAGGAGGCAGAGCCUCCAGCUACAUUUGGAUUGUUCUGUUGAAUGGACUAUUUUGUGUCUUAGCGAGUUCUGAAUGCCUGUUAUUGAGCAGGAACUAAAUACUCCCAUUGUUUAUUAGAAACAUUUUGGUUGUUCCCAGCGCGUUUUGAAAAUUACCUACUUGACAAGCAACUAUUUUCAUCAAGCGGUGGAACAGUUUGUCCCGAGCAGACGCAAUCCCUGUGGAAAGGAGCAGCCCGGGGCUGGCUGGCAGCAGCGCCUGCAUCCUCCGUUACCAUGGCGACAGCUCAGCCCGGGGACCAGCUGCCGAGCGCGCUCGGGGAUGCUCCGCUCCGCUCCCGCAACUUCAGCGCUCAGCAACUUCCCCUGCGCUCAGAGCGCCCCGGGCAGCGGCGCCGGGCGGAGCUGCGGCCGCGCAGCCAUGCAGCCCUCUCCCCGCCGGCGCUCGGCCGUCAGCCUCUUUAGCCAUUUCUUCCAGGGGCGGAGGCAUUCCUCCUCCGAUCCCCUUCUCCGCCUCAGCCAGCGGCGCCGCAGCUCCGUGGUGGAGCUGCUCUCCUCGUCCACGCAGCGGGUCAUGGUGGCUCUGUCGUCGCUCAGCCCCGAGGAGCUAAACGCCACUUUUCCUGAAAAAAAAAGGAGCUCGAAGCGCCCCACGGCCAAGUACACGAAGGUGGGCGAGCGGCUGCGCCACGUCAUCCCCGGGCACAUGCAGUGCUCCAUGGCCUGCGGCGGCCGCGCCUGCAAGUACGAGAACCCCGCGCGCUGGGCUGAGCACCAGCAGGCCAUCAAGGGGCUCUACUCCUCCUGGAUAACAGAUAACAUCCUGGCUAUGGCUCGACCCUCAACAGAAGUAAUUGAAAAGUACAACAUUAUUGAGCAGUUUGAAAGAUGUGGCAUAAAAACCAUAAUUAACCUUCAGCGUCCUGGGGAGCACGCGAGCUGUGGGAACCCCCUGGAGCAGGAGAGCGGCUUCACCUACCGUCCUGAAGCCUUUAUGGAGGCUGGCAUUUAUUUUUAUAAUUUUGGAUGGAAGGAUUAUGGUGUGGCAUCUCUCACGACUAUCCUUGACAUGGUCAAGGUGAUGUCUUUCGCCCUGCAGGAGGGGAGGGUGGCUGUUCACUGCCAUGCAGGACUGGGGAGGACAGGUGUUCUAAUAGCUUGCUACUUAGUUUUUGCCACCAGAAUGAGUGCUGACCAAGCGAUCCUGUUUGUCAGAGCCAAAAGGCCCAACUCCAUCCAGACGCGGGGGCAGCUGCUGUGUGUCAGGGAGUUCUCACAGUUCCUGGUCCCCCUGCGCAAUGUCUUCGCGUGCUGCGAGCCCAGGGCGCACGCGGUCACCCUGGCCCAGUACCUGACCCGCCAGAGGCACCUGCUCCACGGCUACGAGAGCAGGCACCUCAAGCACGUGCCAAAGCUCAUCCACCUGGUGUGCAAGCUGCUGCUGGACCUGGCUGAGAACAGACAGGUGGUAGAGGCAGAGCUGCUGGACAUCCCAGACCUCUCAGCUGAGAUUGAGAGCACCGUGUCCCAGCUGGAAGCCACGGAGCUCGAGCGGGAGCUGGCCAGGCACGACAGCGACACGUCGGACUCGUCCUACGCCCACUGCUCUGCUCUCGACAGCCAGGACUCACACGUCUCCCUGGGACACGAGUGUGAUGCCGACUGCAGGAGAAGGCAUGUCGGAUGCCUUCAGCCUCUUACUCAUAUGAGAAGGCGUCUGAGCUACAGUGAGUCAGACCUAAGGAGAACUGAGUUUCUUUUGGAACAGGAUGACACUGCCUGGACAGUGCCUGCUCAGAUCUUAGUGAACAACAAACCCAAGCAGAACAGUGAAGAGGAAUGUUCUGCCACAGGUGAGGCAAAGCCACAGCUGGAGUUAAACAAAGAAGCAUUAGUGCGUAACACGUGCACGUUCUGGAGCCAAGGGAAAUUUGAUUUGGAUGGACGAAGGGACGGCUCCUGUCACAGAAGGAGCUCUACCAAAGAGGUCCAACGCAGCAGGACCUUUUCCUCAGGCCUGGCAUCCAUGCACAAUCCCAAGGAACCUGGGAUGCAAAGGCACAGCUUCGCCGGUGAGACUGCUCACAGGAAGGACCGCAAGACCAAUAUGUAUGGCAGGAGAUUCUAUCUCUCUGAGGACUCUGACUCUUCUUCUUCCUCUUCCAAAGUGAACUUUUCCGCUGGAUAUGAAAGUGAGAGUAGCAGAGAGUUGUCAGAGACAAUUCCACACAUUGUUCUGCAGUCAGAAUUAAGUUUGGAAGCCCGAAGAGUUUUGGCAGCCAAAGCACUUGCAGAUAUAAAUGAAUUUCUGGGAGAGGAUGAAGUGAAGCAGAAGGUAGAAAUGUGGCAGAAAGAACUGAAUUCUCAAGAUGGAGCUUGGGAUAAAAUCUGCACCGAGAGAGAUCCUUUUAUCCUCUGCAGCUUGAUGUGGUCAUGGAUAGAGCAGCUGAAAGAACCUAUUAUAUCCAAAGAUGACAUUGACAUGCUGGCAAAACAAUGCACAGAAUCCCAGGAUGCACUCCGCUUGCUGGGAAAGGAGCAGUGUCAGACCAUCCUUUGUAUUUUACACUGUGUGGCGAAACUGCAAGUGCUGCCAGCUGAUGUGGAGGAGGCCUUACUUGCUCGUGCUAUUAAAGCUUUCACCAAGACAAGCUUCGAUUCUGAGAAUGGGCCAUAUGUGUACAAUACCUUGAAAACUGUGUUUAAACAAGCACUGGAAGAAAAAAGGAAAAGGAUUAAAGAAGGAACAGAGAAUCCUCCUUGAUUUCUACACAGCUCUGCUGAAGCAUUAGAUGGGCCUACCAAAUUAUUUUGCAUAUUCCAGCUACUGUAUUUUGUGCUACCUGGCAUGAUCUACCUAACAGAAGUUAUUAACAAAUAAUUUUAUUUUUUUAGAGGGAGUUUUAGUGGCAGUUGUACAUUCUACAUAGUUAUAAAGAACGGCUCCAUGUAACCACUCUCUGUAGCAUUUUGUUUCAGGUACUGUUCUUUUAUGUUGUGAAGGGUUCUCCUAUUUUCAGAUGUGUUUAUUGAUGUGGAAACCUCUGUUAUUGGCAAGAAACAUUAUUAUCAAGUGACACGACUGCCAUAAAGUUUAGUGCCAUGAUCCCCAAAGGUUUAAUGGAUUAAUAUUUAUGUAUUACAUAUGUUUACAUUAAUGAUAUUUGAUUUCAUUUUGCAGAAAAUAAAUAUUGACUGCACCUGUGAAAAUGCAUUUCCUUUCGGAAAGUUUGAAGUAAGACCAACAGUAGUAAUGGAGAGAUUCACAGAUCUUAAGAUCUGUUAUAGCCAGCAGACAGUAUUUUCUUUCAGAUCUCUUCAACAAUUGUAACCAAAGUAUUUCUAGAAGGUCUUGUAGGAGAGAAGUGCACUGUGUUGAACAGUAGUCAUCAAGCCCUAAUUUAGACUUUUUUGCCAGAGAAAGCUUCAAAAUGUUUUUAACAGAAAAUUGAUUGAUGCAUUUAAAGUGCUUUGAAUAAGAGUAAAAUUUUACUUUAUUAGCUAAGCUUUUAUUGCUUUAAGUGAAAAACACUUCAUCAUGAAAUCUUCAUAAGAAUAUGAUUCUGCCCAUACUUCUAUCCAGCAAAUACCUAAAGAAGUAUGAUAUAGUCAUACUAAAAAAACAUUAAUCAAAGCCUUACUAGCUGCAAUGCACUUUUCCAAGGCAUUCUUAUCUAAUAAACUAGAAACAGCUGGGCCAGCAUCCCAAAACAGUUUUGGAUUCCAGCCUUAGGAUCUGGAAUGGAAUGCCAGUUUGCAGAAUGAGAGGUUCAUCAGGGUUGAUAAAUUUAAGUAGUUAAACAAGAAUUUAUAAAUUUCCAAAAUACUUUUAUUAGUUUCUGUAAAUGACAAAUAUUUAGAGUUAAAAAUAGACCAGUUGAAAUACAGGUAAUUUAUAUAUGUCUCAAUGAUUGGAUGAUUUUAUAUCAAAUUCAAAUUAAAACAGCUACUUUGGCAGAAUCAUCUUAAAAUAGGAACACUUGAAAAUAUCACAUGUAAAUCACAACAAAAAUCCAGCUUUGUAAAAAGGCAAGGCAACAUGACAGGCAGUUCCGUAUCAGCACAAGCAUUCAGGCUCACACAAAUACCAUGUUCUAAUGCCCCGAAUGUCCCUUCUUCAGGGCCUGCUGUGGUGCCCUGACAUCUCCCACACCAGAGUGGGAUUCACAUACUGCAGCCCAGAGUUAGGUUUGUGACACAGUGAAAUGGGUGUGGUCAGCAGGAUUGCUGGAGAUAAAUCCCUACAGAACUAAAGAAAAUGUGUGCAGCAAGCCAGGGGUGGAAUAGGCACAGGAAUUUUGGAAAGACGAGGACAGGGUAGCGGAGAACAAUGUAAAAAUCAGCUGAAAAUAAAAGGAGGAAAUGCUAAAGGA